This is a messenger RNA of Haliotis rufescens (red abalone), 3901 nucleotides long. Its product is annotated as spermatogenesis-associated serine-rich protein 2-like. NCBI's taxonomy places the organism in Eukaryota, Metazoa, Mollusca, Gastropoda, Lepetellida, Haliotidae. The transcript has 17 exons. Bases 408 to 2276 code for a protein of 622 amino acids. The record is from RefSeq and is a predicted model, not a curated record. Gene Ontology annotation, molecular function: ubiquitin binding. Gene Ontology annotation, cellular component: cytoplasm.
AGAUGUCCUAGGCACACAUUCAUCCCCAAGCCUUUGAGGGACGUGGAUCCAUAGCAACUUUUUGCUGACAUUGCCAAGUUAUGGAUUGAAAGCUAGUACAUAUACAAGUAUGUAUUAGCUGGCCAAUGAUUAUUUGAAAUUUACGCCUCCCAGAGCGCCGUCGGACACCAGCUGACGACAAAUUGAUUCAGCUUUUACUUUCUAUUUCCAAGAAGACGACGAGCAUUUCAGCAAAAUAGGGCUGUUCGUCGCCAGUAUAGGGACCUGUGGAGCAACUCCCUUAUUUGGAUAACACACCAGUCUUUGCUUCUCGGUGGCACGAAGACAGGAAUUAAGACAACGAGCAACAGUUCGUCGGAUCAGAUAACGCUGCAUCCAUUCACUUCGACACACGCACCAAAGCUGUGAUGGCUGAGGUCAAUUCGGAGGACAAGGUCAAUGUGAAAGAAAAGGUUACGUCAGUGCGAGAAGUGGUCCCAGGGAAGAGCACCAAUGAGAUAGUUCUAGUUCUUCAGUACUAUGAUUACAAUGUAGAAAGGGCAAUACAGGCAUACUUAGAAGAUGGUGCUAAAGAGGCCUUGACUGAAUGGCAUUUUACAGGUAACAAGGUCCCAAAUAAGAAGAAGAAAAGUAAGAAGACAAAAGCAUCUGGAGGUAACCAGAGUCCUCCUACUGAAGACAAGAAGACUGAUGUAGCCAACCAUACCAAAGAGCCACUUACAAAUGGGGAUGUACAUGAAGAUGAGGAGCUUCUGCAGGCACGGGCCAGGCUGCUGGAUGGAGCCACCCCUGUCCCUGCACAGCCCACCCCCGGGGCAACAGCCGCUCCGACUUCUGCUCCCUCCACUACCCCCGCUCCCUCCACUCCACCUCCUCCUACAUCAUCUACUGAUAAGGCCAAGGCAUCGACACAUCACAACAAACACUAUAACAAGCAUUCGGACAAACACUCUGACAAACACUCAGAUCCCCAUGGCUAUCAAAACACCCAUCAUCAGCGACAACGAACCUCCAGUGAACGAAGCGUGUCUAGUGUUGGCAGCCAGGGUGUAAAGAAACCAUUUGCAGGUUUGGAAAAGUCUACAAAAGAUCUCCAGCGCCAGACGAUAUCCCUGGAGAGGUUACGUAUGGGCCUGGACUCUGAGAUAGAGAAGGCUUACAAGAGAGUGAAAGCAGUGUUUGAUGAGGCCAGGAACAGCUUAAAUGACCGGGAAGUUCAGUUGAUACGAGAAGUUGACGCCUUGAAAGACCAAGCCAAUGUCGUGUUCCGCAUGCGUCAAGUCAAGGCUGCAGAACUGAAGGUUCGUGUGGAGAGGGCAGAGCGACUCAACAAUUCUGAACUAGCAGAACUUAGGGCAGAUAUUAAAUUGUUUGUAAGUGACAGGAAGAUUGACGAGGAUCUCGGCCGGACUACAAGAUUUGUGUAUGACUCGGACCACUUUUUACAGGAAAUAAGGACAUUUGGAUCAGUUGUACCUGUGAAGUGCUCCUACAACACUCGCCGUCCGUCCGUCUCCUCUGUAGCUAGUAGUGUCGGACAGGAUGAGUCCUUGUCUCCAGGCCUUAGAUCUACAUCUCAACCUAUGCAUACUGACCUAGAAAGUGCCUCAAAUUCAAGAGACAACAAUUUGUCUGCGGCAGAAAUGGCUCAACUUCAACAACGAUUGAAAGACUCACUGCAAUUACAGAAACCUAAUAAGAAGAAGGGUUUGUCAGUGAAGUCUCCGCCUCCAAGAAACAGACCAGCAUCAGGGACUGCUCAAAGAGAAGAUGGUGAUCAAGGAGAUGACUUUCGGAGGAACAAGUCUGGUCGCAGGAGACGGGAUUACCCCAGGGACAACCCCAGGGAUACUCCCAGGGAUACUCUCCAACAAGAUGCUUCUGAUCAUGUGAAAGAUAACCACUCUAGCAUGUCCCAGUCUGCUCAAUCAGGUUCCACACCGCAAACCAACCCCAACAAUAGACCCAACCAGUCUCCAAGAAGGAACUACUCGGGGGGGCAAUCCAGUCCCCGCAGAUAUGGCAGUGGAGGGCCCCGGGGGAGGGGACGUCGAGGGAGGGGGGAUGGCUAUCCUGAGGAUGGACCACAACAAAGGGAAUAUGAACGCAGCCCAAGAGGGCGUGGAGAGGGCAGGGGUAGAGGGGGGAGAGGUAGGGAUGGUGGGGGAAGAGGCAGAAAUCAUCCUAGUCCUCACCCUAAUGCUCAAUCUAGUCAGGCUGGCAGCACGUCAGGAACCCCAACUCUCAAUGGGACAAGUGUAAAUGGACAGAAUUGACUACUGGCUUCAUGACUGAAGGUUUUCAUAUGCAGACAUUGUUUUCUUUUUGUUUAUGUUGUAAUUAUUGUAACAAGUGUUAAUGUGUUACUUAGGAAUUUCUUACAAAAAUUGUGUUUGAGAAAUUGUCUUUACCUAGGUUGAUUUUCAUUUUUGAUGUUUAAAAUCUUACGUUUAUGAUUCAUGAAAGCCACAGGCAUAGGUGGACAUGUAUCUGUGGGGGUCUGCUGUUUCCUGGUAAUCAUUUUUGACCACACAGAGUAUGACAUUAGAUGUAAGAUAUUCCCCUUUGCAGUCCAUACAAAUCACUAUAUUUUCAGUUCACCGUCAACUGACACUCGAAAUACCAUUAACUGUUUUGUGAAUUGUAUUUGGACAACGUGACUUUAAUCGGUAUGAAAGCGUACACUGAAGUAUGUUGACAGUUAAGAUCAGUUACUGAAAGAUUAAAUGACUCACAAUAUUCUUUCUAGGGUCCAUCUAAUGACAACUUUUCAUUCAUCAAGUGUAUAUGUUAUAGGAGAAACUGCCUAAGUUGAACAUUCUUAUUUUUGUGGGUGAAUGGUUUGAUUUGACAAGUGUAAUUUUGGUUAUUUUCCACUACCGGUAUUUUGAUGAAGAACCUCCAUGCAACUUCCGUCAUGAUAUGACGCCAUUGACUUCGUCCAUUUUUGUGGUUAGGCUGUACAUUUUGUACAGACAAUAUUUGCUUUGUAAAAUGCUUUGUUACAGAAUUUGUAGAUAUGCAAAUGUCUCCAAAGAUGGUUUACUUGAUAAUGUUGUAACUACAAUUUUCCAUAAUUAGCUUGAUUGUUCACGUCUUUCAAAUCGGACCUAGUCAGAAAACUUGACCUAAGGUUAACACUCUGAAUUAUUCCCGAAUCUUGAUCAUGUUUUCAGUAAGUAUGCUUGUACAUGUGUACUUUGGUAUUUUGUAAAUACUACAUAUGUAGAAAUAAAUAAACAAAACACUCAAAACAUGGUACAUAUGAAUUUGUUGCUCAUGAUAGUUAUUUUAAAAAUGGGUUUUUUUGAAGAAUAAAGUAUUUUUCUUUAUAUAAAACAACCCAAAUAUUUUUCUUCAGAACAGCAUCAUGAAAUUUACUCAAUGAUAUUAAAUAAUGUUGACUUUAUUUAUAGUUGACUGUGAUUUAUUAAGUUUAAUUAUUCCUGUGUGCCAAUAUGUCUGUUACCGUGUUUAGAUUAUUGAUUUAGGGUGAAAUUUGCACUUGUCUGCCGUCAUGAUUACACCUAUAGUAACCCUGUGCCAUAUGUUGAUUAUGUUAAUGUAUAUUUGUAACGACACGCAACGAUAAAAGGAAUCUAUUUUCUCUAUGAAUAGUUUGGUUAUAUUUACGCUAUGCCACACACAAAUUCAGUGGGGGUUUCAUAAUCUACAAAUCCAUUUAUUCUGCCAUAAAUUAUUAGAUCAGAAAUUUAUUACGUUGUGUGCUCCGACUGUUUUGACAUAAACAGAUUAUGAUAUCCUUCUCGUGUGUCCCUGGGUCACUAUUGUAUACCUUGGUCUCCUGUGUUGUCCUUGGGUCUCCAUUGCAUACCUGGGUCUCCUGUGUUGUCCCUGGGUCUCCUAUUGUGUCCCCAGGUCACUAUUGCAUACCUGGGUC